Molecule: messenger RNA, 8812 nt
Organism: Mauremys mutica (yellowpond turtle)
Lineage: Eukaryota; Metazoa; Chordata; Testudines; Geoemydidae
Product: deleted in malignant brain tumors 1 protein-like
Exons: 26
Coding region: 19-7671 (2550 amino acids)
Cellular component (GO): membrane
Source: RefSeq, a predicted model, not a curated record
CCCCACUAGGACUGUGCUAUGAACAUGGGGUUUCCCGGGUGCCUCCUGCUCCCAGCUGGGCACCCGCUUGGCAGGAGCUCGGCUGCCUGCACUGGAGCCGGGAACACAAGGAUCCCCAUCCUCCUGGCCUGGCUUUGGGCUUCCAUGACAGGAUUCCCCAUGACAGACUCAGGCAUCCCAGAACUAACUCAGCUCCGAUUGGUGAACGGUUCAAGUCGCUGCAGUGGGAGAGUCGAGGUGCUUCACAACCAGCAGUGGGGAACCGUGUGUGAUGACAACUGGGAUUUAACUGAUGCUGGAGUCGUGUGCAGGCAGCUGGGCUGUGGGACGGCGUUAUCAGCCCCAGGAGGGGCUCGAUUUGGGCGAGGAUCAGACCCUAUCUGGCUGGAUGAUGUCAACUGCGCAGGGACAGAAGCUGCCCUCUCCAGUUGCAGGGCUCGGCCUUGGGGAGAGAAUAAUUGUAACCACAGAGAAGAUGCUGGUGUUGUGUGCUCAGACGCUGGUAUCUCAGAACUGGCUCAGCUCCGACUGGUGAACGGCCCGAGUCGCUGCGCUGGGAGGGUCGAAGUACUUCACAACCAGUUGUGGGGAACCGUGUGUGAUGACAGCUGGGACUUACAGGAUGCCAGAGUUGUGUGCAGGCAGCUGGGCUGUGGGACGGUGCUAUCAGCCCCAGGAGGGGCUCACUUUGGGCAAGGAUCUGACCGUAUCUGGCUGGAUGACGUCAACUGCGCAGGGACAGAAGUUGCUCUCUCCAAUUGCAGGGCUCGGCCAUGGGGAGAGAAUAACUGUAACCACAGAGAAGAUGCUGGUGUUGUGUGCUCAGACGCUGGCAUCUCAGAAGUGGCUCAGCUCCGACUGGCGAAUGGCCCAAGUCGCUGCGCUGGGAGAGUCGAGGUGCUUCACAACCAGCAGUGGGGAACCGUGUGUGAUGACAGCUGGGACUUACAGGAUGCCAGAGUUGUGUGCAGGCAGCUGGGCUGUGGGACGGCGUUAUCAGCCCCAGGAGGGGCUCGAUUUGGGCGAGGGUCAGACCAUAUCUGGCUGGAUGACAUCAACUGCGCAGGGACAGAAGCUGCCCUCUCCAAUUGCAGGGCUCGGCCUUGGGGAGAGAAUAACUGUAACCAUGGAGAAGAUGCCGGUGUUGUGUGCUCAGAUGCCGACAUCUCAGAAGUGGCUCAAAUCCGACUGGUGAACAGCAGGAGUCACUGCGCUGGGAGAGUUGAGGUGCUUCACAACCAGCAGUGGGGAACCGUGUGUGAUGACAGCUGGGACUUACAGGAUGCCAGAGUUGUGUGCAGGCAGCUGGGCUGUGGGACGGUGCUAUCAGCCCCAGGAGGGGCUCGAUUUGGGCAAGGGUCAGACCAUAUCUGGCUGGAUGACAUCAACUGUGCAGGGACAGAAUCUGCCCUCUCCAAUUGCAGGGCUCGGCCUUGGGGAGAGAAUAACUGUACCCACGGAGAAGAUGCCGGUGUUGUGUGCUCAGACUCUGGAAUCUCAGAAGUGGCUCAGCUCCGACUGGUGAACGGCCCGAGUCACUGCGCUGGGAGGGUCGAGAUGCUUCACAAUCAGCAGUGGGGAACCAUGUGUGAUGACAGCUGGGACUUACAGGAUGCUGGAGUCGUGUGCAGGCAGCUGGGCUGUGGGACAGCAUUAUCAGCCCCAGGAGAGGCUCGAUUUGGGCAAGGAUCUGACCAUAUCUGGCUGAAUGACGUCAACUGCACAGGGACAGAAGCUGUGCUCUCCGAUUGCAGGGCUCGGCCUUGGGGACAGAAUAACUGUACCCACAGAGAAGAUGCCGGUGUUGUGUGCUCAGACGCUGGCAUCUCGGAAGUGGCUGAACUCCGACUGGUGAAUGGCCCAAGUCGCUGCGCUGGGAGGGUCGAAGUGCUUCACAAUCAGCAGUGGGGAACCUUGUGUGAUGACAGUUGGGACUUACAGGAUGCCGGAGUCAUAUGCAGACAGCUGGGCUGUGGGACGGCGUUAUCAGCCCCAGGAGGGGCUCGAUUUGGGCGAGGGACAGACCGUAUCUGGUUGGAUGACAUCAACUGCACAGGGACAGAAGUUGCCCUCUCUGAUUGCAGGGCUCGGCCUUGGGGAGAGAAUGACUGUACCCAUGGAGAAGAUGCCAGUGUUGUGUGCUCAGACGCUGGCAUCUCAGAAGUGGCUCAGAUCCGACUGGUGAACAGCAGGAGUCACUGUGCUGGGAGGGUCGAGGUGCUUCGCAACCAGCAGUGGGGAACUGUGUGUGAUGACAGCUGGGACUUACAGGAUGCCGGAGUCGUAUGCAGGCAGCUGGGCUGUGGGACGGCAUUAUCAGCACCAAGAGGGGCUCGAUUUGGGCAAGGAUCUGAUCGUAUCUGGCUGGAUGACGUGAACUGCGCAGGGACAGAAGUUGCCCUCUCCGAUUGCAGGGCUCAGCCUUGGGGAGUGAAUAACUGUACCCAUGGAGAAGAUGCCGGUGUUGUGUGCUCAGACGCUGGCAUCUCAGAAGUGGCUCAGCUCCGACUGGUGAACAGCCCAAGUCACUGCGCUGGGAGGGUCGAGGUGCUUCACAACCAGAAGUGGGGAUCCGUGUGUGAUGACAGCUGGGACUUAGAGGAUGCCAGAGUCGUGUGCAGGCAGCUGGGCUGUGGGACGGCGUUAUCAGCCCCAGGAGGGGCUCGAUUUGGGCAAGGAUCUGACCGUAUCUGGCUGGAUGACAUCAACUGCACAGGGACAGAAGUUGCCAUCUCCGAUUGCAGGGCUCGGCCCUGGGGAGAGAAUAACUGUACCCACAGAGAAGAUGCCGGUGUUGUGUGCUCAGACGCUGGCAUCUCAGAAGUGGCUCAGCUCCGACUGGUGAACGGGCCGAGUCACUGCGCUGGGAGGGUUCAGGUGCUUCACAACCAGAAGUGGGGAACCGUGUGUGAUGACGACUGGGAGUUACAGGAUGCCGGAGUUGUGUGCAGGCAGCUGGGCUGUGGGACGGCGUUAUCAGCCCCAGGAGGGGCUCGAUUUGGGCAAGGAUCUGACCAUAUCUGGCUGGAUGACGUCAACUGCACAGGGACAGAAGUUGCCCUCACCGAUUGCAGGGCUAAGCCUUGGGGAGAGAAUAACUGUACCCACAGAGAAGAUGCCGGUGUUGUGUGCUCAGACGCUGGCAUCUCAGAGGUGGCUCAGAUCCGACUGGUGAACAGCAGGAGUCACUGUGCUGGGAGAGUCGAGGUGCUCCGCAAUGAGCAGUGGGGAACCGUGUGUGAUGACAGCUGGGACUUACAGGAUGCCAGAGUUGUGUGCAGGCAGCUGGGCUGUGGGACGGCGCUAUCAGCCCCAGGAGUGGCUCGGUUUGGGCAAGGAUCUGAUAGUAUCUGGCUGGAUAACGUGAACUGCACAGGGAGAGAAGUUGCCCUCUCCGAUUGCAGGGCUCGGCCUUGGGGAGACAAUAACUGUACUCACAGAGAAGAUGCCGGUGUUGUGUGCUCAGACGCUGGCAUCUCAGAAGUGGCUCAGCUCCGACUGGUGAACAGCCCGAGUCGCUGUGCUGGGAGGGUCGAGGUGCUUCACAACCAGAAGUGGGGAACUGUGUGUGAUGACAGCUGGGACUUACAGGAUGCCAGAGUCGUGUGCAGGCAGCUGGGCUGUGGGACGGCGUUAUCAGCCCCAGGAGGGGCUCGAUUUGGAGAAGGAUCAGACCAAAUCUGGCUGGAUGACGUCAACUGCACAGGGACAGAAGUUGCCCUCUCCGAUUGUGGGGCUCGGCCUUGGGGAAACAAUAACUGUAACCACGGAGAAGAUGCCGGUGUUGUGUGCUCAGAUGCUGGCGUUUCAGAAGUGUCUCAGCUCCGAUUGGUGAACGGCCCAAGUCCCUGCGCUGGGAGAGUCGAGGUGCUUCACAACCAGCAGUGGGGAACCGUGUGUGAUGACAGCUGGGAUAUAACUGAGGCCAGAAUCGUGUGCAGGCAGCUGGGCUGUGGGACGGCGCUAUCAGCCCCAGGCAGAGCUCGAUUUGGGCAAGGGUCAGACCAAAUCUGGCUGGAUGAUGUUCACUGCACAGGGACAGAAGCUGCCCUCACUGAGUGCAGGGCUCGGUCUUGGGGAGACAAUAACUGUAACCAUGGAGAAGAUGCCGGUGUUGUGUGCUCAGACUCCGGCAUCUCAGAAGUGGUUCAGCUCCGACUGGUGAAUGGUUCGAGUCGCUGCACUGGGAGAGUCGAGGUGUUUUAUAACAAUAAGUGGGGCACCGUGUGUGAUGACGGCUGGGACUUACAAGAUGCUGGAGUCGUGUGCAGGCAGCUGGGCUGUGGGACGGCGUUAUCAGCCCCACGAGAGGCUCGAUUUGGGCUAGGAUCUGACCAUAUUUGGCUGAAUAAUGUCAACUGCACAGGGACAGAAGCUGUCCUCUCUGACUGCCGGGCUCAGCCUGUGGGAGACAAUAACUGUACCCACGGAGAAGAUGCCGGUGUCGAGUGCUCAGACGCUGGCAUUUCAGAAGUGGCUCAUCUCCGACUGGUGAAUGGCCCGAGUCGCUGCGCUGGGAGGGUCGAGGUGCUUCACAACCAGCACUGGGGAACCGUGUGUGAUGACAACUGGGACUUACGGGAUGCCAGAGUCGUGUGCAGGCAACUGGGCUGUGGGACGGCGUUAUCAGCCCCAGGCGGAGCUCGAUUUGGACGAGGGUCAGACCGAAUCUGGCUGGAUGACGUUCAGUGCACAGGGACAGAAGCUGACCUCACUGAGUGCAGGGCUCGGCCUUGGGGAGCCCAUAACUGUAACCAUGGAGAAGAUGCUGGUGUUGUGUGCUCAGACGCUGGCAUUUCAGAAGUGGCUCAUCUCCGACUGGUGAAUGGCCCGAGUCGCUGCGCUGGGAGGGUCGAGGUGCUUCACAACCAGCUGUGGGGAACCGUGUGUGAUGACAACUGGGACUUACAGGAGGCCAGAGUCGUGUGCAGGCAGCUGGGCUGUGGGACGGCGCUAUCAGCCCCAGGCGGAGCUCGAUUUGGGCGAGGAUCAGAUCGUAUCUGGCUGGAUGACGUUCACUGCACAGGGACAGAAGCUGCCCUCACCCAAUGCAGGGCUCGGCCUUUGGGAGACAAUAACUGUAACCAUGGAGAAGAUGCCGGUGUUGUGUGCUCAGACUCCGGCAUCUCAGAAGUGGCUCAGCUCCGACUGAUGAAUGGUUCGAGUCGCUGCGCUGGGAGAGUCGAAGUGUUUCAUAACAAGAAGUGGGGAACCGUGUGUGAUGACGGCUGGGACUUACAGGAUGCUGGAGUCGUGUGCAGGCAGCUGGGCUGUGGGACGGCGCUAUCAGCCCCAGGAGGGGCUCAAUUUGGGCAAGGAUCUGACAUUAUUUGGCUGAAUCUUGUCAACUGCACAGGGACAGAAGCUGCCCUCUCCGAUUGCAGGGCUCGGCCUGUGGGAGACAAUAACUGUACCCACAGAGAAGAUGCCGGUGUUGAGUGCUCAGACUCUGGCAUCUCCGAAGUGGCUCAGCUCCGACUGGUGAACAGCCCAAGUCGCUGCGCUGGGAGAGUCGAGGUCCUUCACAACCAGCAGUGGGGAACCGUGUGUGAUGACAGCUGGGACUUACAGGAUGCCAGAGUCGUGUGCAGGCAGCUGGGCUGUGGGACGGCGUUAUCAACCCCUGAGAGAGCUCGAUUUGGGCAAGGGUCAGACCGAAUCUGGCUGGAUGACGUUCACUGCACAGGGACAGAAGCUGCCCUCUCUGAUUGCAGUGCUCGGCCUUGGGGAGACAAUAACUGUAACCAUGGAGAAGAUGCCAGUGUUGUGUGCUUAGGGUCCGGCAUCUCAGAAAGGACUCCACUGCGACUCGUGAACGGUUCGCGUCGCUGCGCUGGGAGAGUCGAGGUGUUUCACAACCAUCAGUGGGGAACUGUGUGUGAUGACAGCUGGGACUUACAGGAUGCUGGAGUCGUGUGCAGGCAGCUGGGCUGUGGGACGGCGCUAUCAGCCCCCACCAGGGCUCACUUUGGGCAAGGAUCUGACCAUAUUUGGCUGAAUAAUGUCAACUGCACAGGGACAGAAGUUGCCCUCUCCGAUUGCAGGGCUCGGCCUUGGGGAAACAAUAACUGUACCCAUGGAGAAGAUGCUGGUGUCGAGUGCUCAGAUUCUGGGAUCUCAGAAGUGGCUCAGCUCCGACUGGUGAAUGGCCCGAGUCGCUGCGCUGGGAGGGUCGAGGUGCUUCACAACCAGCAGUGGGGAACCGUGUGUGAUGACAGCUGGGACUUACAGGAUGCCAGAGUCGUGUGCAGGCAGCUGGGCUGUGGGACGGCGUUAUCAGCCCCAGGCGGAGCUCGAUUUGGGCAAGGGUCAGACCGAAUCUGGCUGGAUGACGUUCACUGCACAGGGACAGAAGCUGCCCUCACUGAGUGCAGGGCUCGGCCUUGGGGAGACAAUAACUGUAACCAUGGAGAAGAUGCCAGUGUUGUGUGCUUAGACUCAGACAUUCCAGAGUUGACUCCGCUCCGACUGGUGAACGGUCCGAGUCGCUGUGCUGGGAUGGUCGAGGUGCUUCACAACCAGCUCUGGGGAACCGUGUGUGAUGACAACUGGGACAUAACUGAUGCUGGAGUUGUGUGCAGGCAGCUGGGCUGUGGAACGGCGCUAUCAGCCCCAGGCGGAGCUCGAUUUGGGCAAGGGUCAGACCGAAUCUGGCUGGAUGACGUUCACUGCACAGGGACAGAAGCUGCCCUCACUGAGUGCAGGGCUCGGCCUUGGGGAGACAAUAACUGUAACCACGGAGAAGAUGCCAGUGUUGUGUGCUCAGGCUCAAGCAUCUCAGAAGUGGCUCCGCUCCGAGUGGUGAAUGGCCCUAGUCGCUGCGCUGGGAGAGUCGAGGUGCUUCACAACCAGCAGUGGGGAACCGUGUGUGAUGGCAGCUGGGACUUGUCUGAGGCUGAAGUAGUGUGCAGGCAGCUGGGUUGUGGGACGGCGCUAUCAGCACCACGUGGGGCUCGGUUUGGACAAGGAUCUGACCGUGUGUGGCUGGAUGAGGUUCAGUGCACAGGGACAGAAGCUACCCUCACCGAAUGCAAGGCUAAGCCUUGGGGAGAGCAUGGCUGUAACCCCGGAGAAGAUGCCAGUGUUGUGUGCUCAGAUCAGGGCCAGCUGAGGCUUCAGCUGACGAAUGGCCCAAGCCCCUGCUCCGGGCGAGUGGAGGUGCUGAUUAACAACACCUGGGGUGCCGUGUGUGACGCUGGCUGGGGCCUGCCGGAGGCGGGGGUGGUGUGCAAGCAGCUGGGCUGCGGCCCGGCGCUGUCAGCCCCGGGGGUUGCUCAGUUUGGCCACGUGGCCGGCGACAUCUGGCUGGAGGGUGUGAGCUGCUCGGGCCAGGAGUCUCUCAUCAGCGAGUGCCAGCUGAGCCGGCUGGGUCCCGGGUUGUGUGGCCGUGGCUCCGAGGCCAGCGUGGUGUGUGCCGGGCAGGCCGGCCUUGGGAUACUCUACUAUGUGCUCCUCGGCCUGGGUGCCCUCGUGGUGCUGAUCUGCGGGGCCCUGCUCUGCUGGAGGAUGCGUCGGAACAGAGCUGCUGGGAACCCUCUGGGCCAUGUGCAACUGGAGGAGGUGAGGGCUCCAGGGACCCCACCCUGGUCCCAGGGAGCGGCAAAUCCAAAGCCCUCCGAGGAGCCCGACAGCGAGAUGACCUGGCUAGUGAGGGAAGACGUGGUGCUGUGAGAGCCGCGUGCCACCGGGCUGGGCUGGGCUCAGCCUGCAGUGAGACGGGCCAAUGGGAUCCUGCACAGAGCUCCCCCAUUACCAUCCCCAACUGCCUUGGAAGCCUCCUCUGCUCCAUCCCCCCUGCCCCCACCCCGCCCCAAAGCUUUCCCUGGUGCAGGGCCCACGCCCAUCCCUGAGCAGCCUGUGCCCAGCCAUGCAGACAGGAUGUGGUGCACCCUGCAGAACCAUUGUCAGGUGCACAGAGACAGCCGGCUCCUUCCCCACAAAGCAUCCACCCCCACAUGCAGACGAGCUAUGGGGAGAGACUGACUAUGGGUGUCUGUCUGUGCCCAAUGUGCCAGGCCCUGUCUGUCUGUCUGUGCCUGAUGUGCCAGGCCCUGUCCGUCUGUCUGUGCCUGCUGCUCCAGGCCCUGUCUGUCUGUGCCCGAUGCCCCCUGAGCUCAGGGUGCUAGGCCCAGUUUGUCUGUGCCCAAUGCACUCUGAGCUUGGGGCACCAGGCCCAUCUCUCAGUGCAGCAGCCAGCCCAGGCCCCCAGUAAAUGAUCGUUACUGUUUCUAGUAUGUAGAUAAGGUGCAGAACUAAAUGCAGCUGCAUGAUGGUGCCUUGUUUAUUGGAAAGGAAUGGGCCAGGUUACAGAUCCAGAGAGCUCCCCUCUAACCUUCCCACCGCCACCCUGUCCUUGUGCUGCAUAAACACCCGGCAGUGAUAUUACACAGCUAGACUCGGAGACAGCAGCUGCAUCCAGGCACCAGCCCUGUUGUGCAUUUCACUGCAAUGUGCAGGUCAGCCUGAAUCAUCAUGAUGGUCCCUUCUGGCCUUAACGUCUAUAGCUCGAUGGAAUUGUGUGUAUAAUGAUAAUGUAGCACUAUCAGCAAGUCAUCCUCUUCCUUCACUGGGGGUGAAAUUAGCAGAGCCCUGCAUGGAUACAAAAUUUGUAUCUGCAUCCAAGCCGCAACCCGCAAAAAUGAUCCAGGGCUCUCGGUGGCUAUAAAGCAGAUAUACGCGAGCGAGCAUUAGGUACGUCCAUCUUUCCACAAGGGGCCAACACUUGUGAGACACUUUCUUAGCAGAUGCGUCAAAAGUCUAUUGGCCUCUGCCUAGGUAGGGUGACCAUAGUUCAGGUUCCCCCAAGGAGGAC